AAAGGUGUUGCAGGACUUACACAAUGCGAGGUCAAUGUGCUCGCUCAUGCAUUGAAGGCAAAGACAAUCCGUGUUGUCAAAGUAACAAAUGCUACCAAAGGUAUGUGCCAAUAUUUUUGUGGGAUUGCUUUAGCUCAUAAUGACUUGACAGCUGCUAUCAUAGCCUCCAAAGAGCCUGUCAUCAUUGGCAAGGCACCUCCUGUAGGCUCUCCCUUUCCAAACGCAAGGUGGAUGUUUGUCAACGGAACUUUUGAUUAUAAUGGCCCUCCACGCCUUCAAUCCAGCUCUGCUGCAACCAGGAAGAAGAAGCCAAAGGUCGCCUCAUCAUCUCGCACCCAGGAUGAUGAUGGAGAUGUCGCAUCCAUGGACUCCACGACUACCAUACGUCCCAAAUCCAAUUUACAUCUCGAUGUAGUUGUACCUCCAUCACAUCCCUUCAAGCUUGCGAAGUGCCCCCCUACCAAACCAGUGCCAACUCCAAUACAGGUCUUAUCCAGUCCAGAUGGUGUCAACAAGCCUGGUGCUGACCAUCCCCUCGACAUUUCUGAUGGCAAAUCCCCCAGCAAGGACGAUGCGGACCACAAUGAUUCAUCACGCUCACGCAAGCAGAAGUUGCAGGCUAAAGGUGGUAUAUGA
Molecule: messenger RNA, 636 nt
Organism: Suillus discolor
Lineage: Eukaryota; Fungi; Basidiomycota; Agaricomycetes; Boletales; Suillaceae
Exons: 1
Source: RefSeq, a predicted model, not a curated record